GCUGUGGAAGGCAGAAUUGUCCCUGUGGCCGCCAUUAAAGAAAGGAAUCCAUGAAUUCAAAUGGAAACCAACAGGAACCGAGACAGAAAUCAUGAUCGUAAUCAUUGUUCGAAUCGAGGCUGAUGCCAUUUUUACCGGCUCUUACGGGGAUGUAUUUUGUUUUUAGAAUGAAUUUUGUCGCGGUGGAGUGCGACGGAAUAUUUUUUAUUUUUUAAGCUGAGACCGUUUUUAGGGCUAAGGGGGAGGGGGAGAGUUGGUUCUUUGCUCUCCUUUUCUUUUUGUUUUAUGAACAUUUUUGCCUCCUGGAAAUUGAUUGAACUUGGGAUGCUUUUGAGAUGUCGCCCUAAAGAUUAACAUAACCAAUUUUAUCCGCUUUUUUAAAACCCCGGCGGGCGAACUGCAAUUGGAAGGUUGUUAAAUUAACUAUCCUCCAGCCAAAUGUUGCAGAAAUUAUUACUCGCUGAUUAAGCUUGAACACAUCAGACAAGACAAAUCUGAACAUUGCCCUUUUAUUUCCCGGGAAGUGAAAUGAUGGCGAGUUGGACCUCGGAGUGAAAGAAAGGAUGAGUUCUUGUUUUGUACCAAACGGGGCCAGCUUGGAGGAUUGCCAUUCCAAUCUAUUCUGUCUGGCUGACUUGACAGGAAUCAAAUGGAAGCGGUUUGUGUGGCAGGGUCCCACCUCUGCCCCCAUCCUGUUCCCGGUGACGGAGGAGGACCCCAUCCUGUGCAGCUUCAGCCGCUGUCUGAAAGCCGACGUGUUGAGCGUAUGGCGACGCAGCCAGCGGCAGGGGCGGCGGGAAAUUUGGCUCUUCUGGUGGGGGGAAGACCCCAACUUUGCUGAUCUCAUCCACCCCGAGCUUGCCGCCGAGGACGAUGGACUCUGGGAGAAUGGUCUUUCCUACGAGUGCCGCACGCUGCUGUUCAAAGCCAUCCACAACCUGCUGGAGCGCUGCCUCAUGAAUCGCAGCUUUGUGCGCAUCGGCAAGUGGUUUGUCAAACCUUACGAGAAGGAUGAGAAGCCUAUCAACAAGAGCGAGCACCUGUCUUGCGCCUUCACCUUCUUCUUGCACGGCGAAAGCAACGUAUGUACCAGCGUGGAGAUCAACCAGCACCAGCCCGUUUACCAUCUGACAGAGGAGCAUCUCACUCUGGCUCAGCAGGCGUCGAACCCCUUCCAAGUUAUCCUGAGCCCUUUUGGGCUGAAUGGAACUCUGACCGGCCAAUCGUUCAAGAUGUCUGACCCACCCACCCGGAAGUUGAUUGAGGACUGGAACCAGUUUUAUCCCAUCAGUCCCGGUGCCAAGGAUGGUGUGUUAGAAGACAAGAUGGAAGAUAUGGAUUGGGAAGAUGAUUCUCUGGCCUCUGUAGAGGUCCUUGUUGGCGGUGUGCGAAUGGUGUACCCAGCCUGCCUCGUGCUCGUGCCCCAGUCAGACAUCCCCGUUGUGACCCCCGUGGGGUCCUCCCAAUGUACUGCCGUCUAUCCGGGUGGUCACCAAGUGCCUGCAUCCCAGCGAGAGCCUGCCAUGUCAUUGGUGACCCUCACCCCUCCCACGUCGCCUGAGGAGGUGCACUCAGUGGACACUCAUUCUGCCCAGAAGUGGUUGAGGAUGCCUUCUUCGUGCGACAUGUUCAGUGUGGACACAUCAAGCCACCACGGAGGGAAAAUUCCUCGCCAGCUCGCCAGUCAGGUUGCCGAGCGUGUCUGGCAGGAGUGCAAUAUCAACCGAGCCCAGAACAAGCGGAAAUACUCAGCGGCAACCAACGGUACCUGUGAGGAGGACCGGACAGAAAGAGUGGGAACCUGGGAUUUUGUGGGGCCUUCAAAACGCUCAUACUGUAGCUGUUCCAGACAUAAAUCGGUGAAGCAGCGAACAGGCGCAAAUGCGGGCCAAGCUCAGUCAGCGGGCCAAGCCUCUCAGACUCCUACCAAGCACAAAGCCGGAGGAGAAAAGCCAGACAAGAGCGACAAGCAGCAGAAAAGACCCCAGACACCUUUCCAUCAUCGAAAUUUGACCAGCGAAGACGCCUCGAUGGAGACGGAGGCAGCGGCCGGACAAAGACUUACAAUCAGGAGUCAAGACGGAGGAAGAUUCUCCAGCAUCCGUUCGGCAGAUGUGUCAAGCAUCCAAAAAACACCUCAGCUUAACAGCGGGGCGGUUAGCACGGGAGGGCCGUCCGACUCCCCCCAACCCCCACCACUCAGCCCCCACCCAUGUGAACGUGGUGACGAUCCCAGGGAGGCUCUGAAGAACCCUUCCACCCCCAACAACCAACACUUUUACCAGACUCCUCUGGAGCCAUGCCUGGGCGGAGCAAAGGGUGGCAACGAGGAGCCCGCAGGCCCGGAGGGUCUGACCCAGCACUUCUCCUCACACCACCCCCACUCUUCAGCCUCUGCUUGUUCAGACCCCCCAGAACCCACUGUGUAUACAGGCCGAGGGGUCCACUUAGAAGAUGACAGCACUCACUCACCGUGGAGGUUAUUCAACCUAUCCUGCAGGAAAGAAGCGGAGCUGCCCACGCCACAGCUGCCGGGGGAAAGGUUUCGGGAAGAUGCUUUCACCUCCCAGGACAACCUUGUGUCUGUGACCGAGGAGAUGUCGACAUCGAAAUUCCCACUGAAGGUCUCUGAUGAGCGCAUUCAGAUGUAUCGCGCCAGGAAAAGCCAGUACCUGGUUGCCGCCAUCACGGACGGAGAUCACGAACCCGAGGUGGACCCUUAUGCCUUUGAGGAAGGAGAUGUGAAAUUCACAUUUUCCAACAAAAAGGAUAAGGCAGGCGGGGAGCGUGAGCCAGGCAAGAAACAUAAGGGUGAAGAUGGAGGAUCGGGUACAUCCGAUGAUCCUCAGCGGGCAGGCGCUAACAACCGCACGAGCCUGAUCCACGAGACCGACCUGGUGGUUUCCAUCAAUGACCUUGACAACCUUUUCAACUCGGAUGAAGACGAACUGGGGCCCGGCUCCAGACGGCCCGUAAAUGGAACAGAUGAAAAAUUUGGCAACAAGGAAUCAAAGUCAUCUACUUUGGACCCAGUAUCCUGUAUUAGCUCGGCAGACCUGCACCAGAUGUUUCCCACUCCUCCCUCCCUGGAGCAGCACAUUAUGGGCUACUCUCCGAUGAAUAUGUGUAGCAAAGACUACGGCAGCAUGGAGCCACCUCCUGGCAUGACCACGCUGGAUGGACCGUCAUCUCUGGGGGGUCACUUCAAGAUUGAGGUGGAGGAGAGUUUCUGUAGCCCAAAGCCUUCUGAGAUCAAGGACUAUUCGUUCGUGCACAAGCCAGAGCUUUGCCAGACAUUUGUGGGCUGCUCCAUGUUUGCACCGUUGAAGUCAUUACCCAGCCAUUGUCUGCCGCCCAUUAAACUACCAGAGGAUUGCAUCUAUAGACCAAGCUGGUCCAUGGGCAGGGAGAUGCUCAAUCCCAUGCCUGUCAUGUCCAUCCUCAACAAAGACAGUAAUAUCCCAAGUGUGGGCAGCACCCUGGACCAGGACUACAACCAGACUUACACGCCACAAACUCACACCCCCUUCAUGUCCAACAGCGCUCCACCAAGUAACAGCGGCACGGGCAUUUUGCCUUCCCCCGCCACCCCGCGAUUUUCAGCCCCUACCCCACGUACGCCACGCACUCCACGCACCCCUCGAGGCCCCUCCAGCGUCCAGGGCUCACUCAAGUACGAGAACUCGGACCUGUACUCGCCAGCGUCCACCCCUUCCACCUGCCGACCGCUCAACUCGGUGGAGCCGGCGACCGUUCCUUCCAUCCCGGAGGCUCACAGCCUCUACGUCACCCUCAUUCUCUCCGAGUCGGUCAUGAACCUCUUCAAGGACUGCAACUUUGACAGCUGUUGCAUCUGCGUGUGUAACAUGAACAUUAAAGGAGCGGACGUGGGUGUGUACCUGAGCGACCCCAUCAGCGAAGCCCAGGAAGCCUGCAGUUGCGGUUUCAGCGCCGUGGUCAACAGGCGCUACGGCAACGGCUCGGGCCUCUUCCUGGAGGACGAGCUGGAUAUCAUCGGCCGUGGCUCCGACGUCAGCCGGGAGGCGGAAAGGCGCUUUGAGGAGCUACGGCUCUCCGGCGUGGGGAGGGGAGAACGUGUCCCGGAUGAGCUGAUUCUCCUGCUGCAGGAUCAGUGCACCAACCCCUUUUCACCCAUUUCAGGCCUGGACGACGUAGCGCCCACGCGUGGAGCCAAGGGUGGCCCCGUGCCACCCUGUGUUAGGGUAGAGGAGAGGGAUUUUCACAGCGACUGCUACAUGGCCCUAGAGCACGGCAGGCAGUUUAUGGAUAACAUGUCAGGUGGAAAGGUGGACGAAGCUCUGGUCAAAAGCACUUGUCUACACCAAUGGUCCAAACAAAACGCAGUCGACGUGAGCGCGCUGUGCUCUCAGGACGUGCUCCGAGUAUUGAUGUCCUUACAGCCUGUGCUUCAAGAUGCCAUCCAGAAGAAAAGGACUGUGCGUUCCUGGGGUGUUCAGGGCCCGCUCACCUGGCAGCAAUUUCACAAGAUGGCUGGGCGGGGCUCAUACGGCACAGACGAGUCCCCUGAGCCACUGCCCAUCCCCACCUUCCUGGUGGGUUAUGAAUAUGACUUUGUGGUGCUGUCUCCCUUUGGUUUACCCUACUGGGAGAAGCUGUUGCUGGAUCCCUUUGGCGCCCAGCGGGACGUGGGCUAUUUGGUGGUGUGUCCUGACAACGAGACUCUGCUCGGCGGCGCCAAGAGUCUCUUUAGGGACCUCACAGCAGUCUAUGAGAUGUGUCGACUCGGCCAGCAUCGGCCCAUAUCCAAAGGCUACCCCGAUGGAAUAGUUCUCGUCGGUGGCAGCGGAGCUAAAAGUCUUGCGGAUCAGCCCGUCAGCGAUUGGUUCCUCAAGGCCGCCAGCAGCAACGACGACGCCUUCGCCAAGCUCAAACUCUAUGCACAAGUGUGCCGACACAACCUCGCUCCAUACCUCGCAUCACAACCGUUGGAUAGUUCUCUCCUCACGCAACCGAGUCCCCCGUCGAUAUCCAAGCAGCCUUCAUCUACGGGCUCAGCCGGCCAGCAGGGCGCAAUGCUCGGCUCCUCGGUCCCCAACAGCAACGGUGGCUCGGUAUCGUCCGCCGGCCUGAUGACAUCAUCCGGACAGCCGAACAGCGGAACGCAGUCUGCCAAGGCCAGCUCCUUCACCCCCUUUGGAAGUAUGGGCAGCCAAAGCCAGGGAGGUGGACAGCCGGGACAGCAGGCCGGAAGCCAGAGUACCUCGGGGGACAGCCAGACCCCCACAGAGCCCCCAGAAAGCACUUUGGAACGGGACAAGGUCGGCGUACCCACAGAUGGCGACUCCCACGCCAUCACCUAUCCACCGGCCAUCGUUGUUUACAUUGUGGACCCUUUCAGCUACGAAGAUUGCGAAGGUGGUCCCGGGGCGAUGCCGGCCAACUCCAGUGUGUGGACGCUGGGUUUAUUACGCUGCUACCUUGAGAUGCUUCAGUUGCUUCCCGCACAUAUCCGCAAUUCCAUUUUUGUACAGAUUGUCCCCUGCCAGUACCUGCUUCAGCCUGUGAGAGGCGAAGAACGCCACAUCUACGUUCAGCACCUCAAGUCUUUAGCUUUCUCCGUCUUUGCUCAGUGCAGGCGGCCUCUGCCCAUUUCCACCAACGUCAAGUCGCUGACGGGCUUCGGCCCGGGCUUAGCCAUCGACACAGCACUUAAAAGCUCAGAGAGACCCGAGUGUGUGCGUCUGUACACGCCUCCGUUUAUCCUCGCACCGGUUAAGGACAAGCAGACGGAACUCGGGGAGACGUUCGGGGAGGCGUCGCAGAAAUACAACGUACUGUUUGUGGGAUACUGUCUCUCCCACGACCAGCGCUGGCUUCUCGCCACGUGCACCGACCAAUACGGGGAGCUCCUGGAGACCUGCAUCAUCAACAUCGACGUGCCCAACAGGGCCAGGAGGAAAAAAGGCUCUGUUCGGCGUCUCGGUCUACAAAAAUUGUGGGAUUGGUGCUUGGGAUUAGUCCAGAUGACAUCAGUGCCCUGGAGAGUGGUAAUUGGACGGCUGGGGAGGAUAGGACACGGAGAGUUGAAAGACUGGAGUAUAGUGCUAAGCAGAAGAAACCUUCAGUCACUCAGUCGCCGUCUGAAGGAUAUGUGUCGAAUGUGCGGCAUCUCCGCCUCGGAUACUCCCGGCAUCCUCAGUGUGUGCUUAGUUGCCAUGGAGCCCCAGGGCUCCUUCAUCAUAAUGCCAGACUCCGUGUCGACGGGCUCGGUUUUUGGCCGCAGCACUACCCUCAACAUGCAGACGCCCCAGUUGAACACUCCCCAGGACACCUCCUGCACUCACAUCUUAGUCUUCCCCACCUCUGCCUUUGUCCAAGUUGCCAGCUCCAAUUACACCAACAUCGACACCAACAUCGACAUCCUUAAUGCCACCACAGAUGGAUCUGACGGUAUGGGCAUUUUUGAUCUUCUGGACCCUGAGAACGAGCUGGUGGAUCCCGACAUCAUCAACAUCUCGCCCAACACGUCGCCGGUGCAUUCCCCGGGAUCCCACUACCACCAUGGAGGCGAUGACAGUAAGGGCCAGAGUGCAGACCGCAUGGAGUCUCGCGAGGAGGUGCCAAACCUCCUGCAGCAACCCCUUGCUCUCGGCUACUUUGUAUCCACGGCCAAAGCUGGCCCACUGCCUGACUGGUUCUGGUCAGCCUGUCCGCAGGCUCAGAACCAGUGUCCACUUUUCCUCAAGGCCUCUUUGCACCUCCACGUGUCUUCAGUGCAGUCCGAUGAGCUUCUGCACAGCAAACACUCCCACCCUCUUGACUCCAAUCAGACCUCAGAUGUACUACGAUUUGUGCUGGAGCAGUACAACGCCCUCUCCUGGCUUACAUGUGACCCGGCGACACAGGACAGACGAUCAUGCCUGCCCAUUCACUUUGUGGUGCUGAACCAGAUGUACAACUUUAUCACAAACAUGUUGUAGCCCACCACAGGAGAGACAUUUCAAGAAGAGAAGUCCAAAGCGAUAACUCCGUAGGGGUUUCAUGACACCAGAGCGAACGAAGCACAGCGUUGGAUCUCAUUCCAAGAUCAGUUUUGAUGGUUGGUUGUCCCCUUGGCGCAAAGACAUGCACUCAUAGAUGCGGGAAUAAAUGAAAACAAUUAUGGGAAGAUCAGAGUAAAGGAACGUGGGAGAGCGACAGAUUGGUUGUCAUGUUUCUUUUUAACAUGGCAGCACAUGCACUGGCCAGUCUGUUUUGGGAAAGACGGAAAAGAGAUAAAGGGAUGUACUUGAUCAAGAAAAUAACUUUUAAAGAAUGGAUUUUUGGUGUGACAGCCUAAAAUUCCUUUUUAUUCCUUUGGAUGGAAUUAUAUCCAAAUGAAAAGCCUGCGUCUAUCUUAUUUAUUGUAUCUUUUCAAAUGUAUGAUUUCUUAACCGCUUUUUAUAAAUAUAUAUAUAUAGAGAAAUAUAUAAAUGGAGAAGGUUUAUAACACCUUCUUGCUUUAAAGCAAUUGGUCUAAGAUAUAUGUAAUCAUCUUGCGUAAAAAAAACAAAAUGGAGAAACUAUUGCAGAAAAAGGAAAGAAAGUCCCAGUCGGUUGCUUUCAGAGUAUUAUUUUUUGUAAUGGAGAAAGAGACUAUUUGUAUUGUCACAAUGUACAGAAGAAGUGGAGAAUUGUGAAUUACAGCUAAGCUGUAGCUACGUAGGAAUUGUACAGCAAUGAACUUCACUGUGUUCUAAUAAAGAGGUACAUUGUUGUAUAUAGUAUUUUAUACCACACAUUUAGACACAAAAACCAAACGGCUAUCUAUAUAGAUAAUUAUAUAUAUGAAUGCCAUGCCAGCAGUUGGUGCUGUGGCUUCUGUUUUAGGAAUAAAAUGUGUCAACAGAU
Messenger RNA from Syngnathus acus (greater pipefish), 7872 nucleotides. It is a transcript of the gene med13a, whose product is annotated as mediator complex subunit 13a. The record is from RefSeq and is a predicted model, not a curated record. The coding region runs from base 564 to 6962 and encodes 2132 amino acids. The transcript is spliced from 30 exons. Gene Ontology annotation, cellular component: mediator complex. NCBI's taxonomy places the organism in Eukaryota, Metazoa, Chordata, Actinopteri, Syngnathiformes, Syngnathidae. Gene Ontology annotation, molecular function: transcription coregulator activity. Gene Ontology annotation, biological process: regulation of transcription by RNA polymerase II.